AUGGAGACCGCAGACUCAGCGGCACUCCUUCUCCUCGACCUCCCACAGGCGGCUCUAGCUGGCAUCGAUCUCCUCUCGUUCACGACCACGCCACGCUUCAGAGGAGUCAAGAAUAUCCCACCAAGCUUCCACUUCGCUUUCGUAGGAACCAGCACAGCUUUCUCUGAGCGCCACGGAGUCUGGAUAAAGAUCACUUCAAGUUCUACACCUCCAUUGAUAAUCGCCAAGUGGGACGCCGCCACUGAGAGCCUGAGCUUAGGAGAAGACGAAGCAGAAGUCCUACGAUGGCGGGCGAACCUAGGCAGCAUCUGGCGAGAAGGUCUCACGCCGUAUCGACAGGUUGCUACCAAAGGUGCCGCUGCCGAGCCAGACGAGGAUAGUAGCGACUGGGACAUUCUCACAUCACGCAUCACAGAAACGCUACUCACUCGCAUCACUGGUACGAAGUGGCACUUGACUUCAGCCAGCUCCUCGAAGCGCGAUUUAGAAGACAUUCCUGGCCUCAAUGCCAAAGACCUCAACCUGGAAGCCGAGCAGGAACUCUACUUCCUCCCUCUGGACCUCAAGCAGACGUGGCGAGAGGGUGCUACUGGCCGCGAGAGGACAGAUGCGGCACAAGACCGCUCUUGGGCACUCAACAAUGUCGUUGAACAGCAUUGCACGAAUGGAGAUGCGAUGGAGAUUGUGGGCGAGAUGCAAUUUUGCUUCAUUAUGAUUUUGACAAUUAACAACUUCUCCUGCCUGGAGCAGUGGAAGCGGAUACUAUCUCUGCUCUUCACCUGCAAGAGCGCCGUUGCGACAAACCCAGACCUCUUCAUCGCAGCUAUUGCAGCUUUGCGACUACAGGUCCAGCACUGCAAGGACGCAGAGGGCGGGCUGAUCGACCUAGCAGAUGAGAGCGGCUCAUUACUCAAAGGCCUGCUCGUUCGCUUCCGCAAAGGCGUUGAAACUCUGGGUGGGAUCGAAGUGCAGCACGUUGUAGACGAGCUCGAUGAUCUUGAAGAUUACCUCCGAGAGGAGCACAACUGGCGAUUCGGCGGUGCGUUUGCAAAGACCGGUGUGCUGGAGUUGGAAGACGGAGAGCAAGUACGCAUGGACACCACGGCGUUUGAUGAAGACGACGAGACUGGGGAGUUUGCGCCACAGAUUGUGGAUUUGACCACGGAACAAGCGAGGAUGUUGAAUUUGCCUGAGACUGAAGAUCUACAUGUUAGUCUUAGUCGGACGUCGCUGAAGGAGGUGCAAUCGGAGGGGGACCACAGCGACGACGAUGACGACGAUGACACUGAGGACAACGUCAGCGCCGGCGGCAAUGACAGCAGCGACGAGUCGGAAGACGAAGCAGACCUGGACGACAUGGACACACGGUACUGA
This is a messenger RNA of Saxophila tyrrhenica, 1374 nucleotides long. RefSeq lists its product as uncharacterized. The record is from RefSeq and is a predicted model, not a curated record. The coding region runs from base 1 to 1374 and encodes 457 amino acids. Gene Ontology annotation, biological process: spliceosomal tri-snRNP complex assembly. NCBI's taxonomy places the organism in Eukaryota, Fungi, Ascomycota, Dothideomycetes, Mycosphaerellales, Extremaceae. The transcript has a single exon.